Molecule: messenger RNA, 447 nt
Organism: Mesocestoides corti
Lineage: Eukaryota; Metazoa; Platyhelminthes; Cestoda; Cyclophyllidea; Mesocestoididae
Source: the annotation of a GenBank genome assembly
AUGUAUGCCUUUCUCAUCUCAGUGACCAUUGCUGCACUCAUAGAAGUCUGGAUCCGGGCAGCCUUUGGCGUCAGUCGUCGUGGCUUGGCCACAGGAAAGCCAUCAUUAGCAACUCUGGUUACACACCUCCAAGAAGUUGUUGAUCGCUGGCCCGUGGACACAGCCAAGGGUCACCGCGAUGUCCGUAUUCAUUUGCAACAGCGUGCUCGUGACUUGAUCGCGGAAAAGUCACCGGAAAAGCUCAACCACGAGGCCGACUGCUUGGAGCGAUUAACGAAAAAUGUCCACCGGGACCUGCACCACCUGCCCCAAGGACUUGGUGGCGCUCCACCCGUCGUGGCUGCAACUGGACUAAAUCUCCAAACCAUUUCAACAGUUCUUGCAAACAAAAGUGAUGCCGUGCCCAAAGCCUCUUUUUUUUCCCGGGUCAUGCGCUUCUUCAGUUAA